Aspergillus ibericus CBS 121593 is the source of this 1891-nucleotide messenger RNA. RefSeq names its product S-adenosyl-L-methionine-dependent methyltransferase. Gene Ontology annotation, biological process: cellular response to biotic stimulus. NCBI's taxonomy places the organism in Eukaryota, Fungi, Ascomycota, Eurotiomycetes, Eurotiales, Aspergillaceae. The transcript is spliced from 4 exons. The record is from RefSeq and is a predicted model, not a curated record. Bases 35 to 1555 code for a protein of 506 amino acids.
CUCUCAACUUCAUCCCAGGACACCAUCAGAGAAGAUGGCCACCAGCAAUCCCAAAAAUGUCAAUCUCCCCAGUGACAUCAAAUUCAUUCCCACUCCAGCACCUCCGCCCUCAGCUUUUAGUGGAGAUACCGUAACCAAUUCGCCCGCCAUCAACAACCCUCCCCUCCCAGCAGACGGCCCCGGAAAUGAAGCGUUCAGCAAUCUCUACCUGAUCAGUGCAUUGGUGGGAAUUCCCGCCGUCUUGACAUGGAAAUUGGGCGGCGGAGUGAAGACCGGCGUGUUUCUCGGUCUCGUCACACUCUUCCCUAUCCUUAUUGCUUUCUGGACAUGGAGGUCCAGCUGCAGUCCCCCGACCAAUACCAAGGUCCCAAUGCCCGGUCGCGCAAUCGAAGAAUACAUCACGUUCAAAAAUGAGGCAGACCGAGCCAAAUGGCACGGUCGGAACAAGGUCCCCCUUCAGACCUUUUGCGAAAUGUAUCUCGACGGCUCGGUCGACUUCAAGGGCGAUUGUCUGGACAUUAUGGAAUAUCGACACGAUUGGGCCAAUUUCCGCUUCACUUGGGAUCUGUUUAAAUACAUUCUUUUGACCUUCGCGAGGGAUGUCCUCUUCCACACGAAAUCCCAAGAUGAGGAGCAAAUUCGUCCCAAUUACGACCUCGGCAAUGAUCACUACGCCUGGUUUCUCGGUCCUCGGAUGGUCUACACCUCUGGUAUCAUCUCUGACCCGAGUCGGGAGGAAACUCUCGAGGAAAUGCAAGAUAACAAGCUGGCGAUUGUGUGCGAGAAACUUGGCCUGAAAGAAGGCGAGACCAUGCUGGACAUUGGUUGCGGAUGGGGAACACUCGCCAAGUUUGCCAGUCUCAAUUACAAGGCCAAAGUCACCGGGCUCACUAUCGCGGAACAUCAGACCGCCUGGGGAAAUGAUGCUCUCCGGGCUGCCGGGGUUCCCGAGUCACAGAGUCGGAUUUUGUGCAUGGAUUAUCGGGAUAUUCCCCGGACGCAGUAUGAUAAAAUCAGCCAGAUUGAGAUGGGCGAGCAUGUGGGCGUCCGCAAAUUGUCGACCUUCUUCCGUCAAUGUUACGAUAUGCUCAAGGAUGAUGGCGCCAUGUAUGUCCAGUUGUCGGGUCUUCGGCAGGCGUGGCAGUAUGAGGAUUUCAUCUGGGGUCUGUAUCUGAACAAGUACAUUUUCCGUGGCGCUGAUGCUUCCACUCCGCUGUGGUACUAUGUGCUGGCUUUGGAGCGGGCUGGAUUUGAGAUCAAAAGUAUCGACACCGUCGGAGUCCACUACUCGGGCACCCUCUGGAGAUGGUACCGGAACUGGCUCGGAAACGCCGAGACGAUCAAGGCCACAUACGGUCAGCGGUGGUACAGAAUCUGGGAACUCUUUCUGGCCUGGUCUGUCAUUGCUUCUCGCCAAGGCAGCGCCACUUGCUACCAGUUCGUUGUGGUGAAGAACCUCAACACGACACACCGCAUUAAUGGGGUUGCGUCGCAGUAUGGGUUGUCGGCUGCGCUGGCUGCGAGCCAGAAGGCUGGCAAGGCGAGAUUGCCAUAGGAUGUACAGCUCGCAUCGAGCCGGAUAUGAAGGGACGAUCAUGAAUCUACUGGGUUAUGAUUUGCGGGAAUCACUUUGAAGUGACAGUGCAUGUUCGAGGGUGUCCAGGACAAACCGUAAUGAGGAAAAUGAAUGACUCGAGAGAUGAACUUAUGCAGGAGACUCACUAUCAUGGAAAUUGCAUCGGAAAUGAGAUUAGUCUCAACUGGAGAUAUUUCUGUAAUGUAACAAGGAUACUUGUUACGAUCACUCAACAGUCAUAAGAAAAUAGGUUCUGUGGGUCAAGGAAAUGUGUGUCUAACACAGGGUUAUUCUGCCCGGUAAGACUCGAAAGGG